AUGGGCCCAGUAGGUUCGGGGAACGAUGAGAACCAGACAGUGGAGGAAGAGGUAAAAGUAAAGCUGUAUGGGCCAAGGAAAACCACUCCUUCAGAUGAACUGACCUCUGGCGCUGAACCAGAACUAAGAGACAGCACCAAGCUGAUUGAGGUCCAGAUUGUCCUCAUAAUGGCCUAUUGCUCCAUCAUCUUGCUUGGAGUGAUUGGAAACUCCUUAGUGAUUCACGUGGUAGUCAAGUUCAAGAACAUGCGCACAGUCACCAACUUUUUCAUUGCCAAUCUUGCUGUGGCUGACCUUCUGGUGAACACCCUGUGCCUACCAUUCACUCUCUCCUAUACUUUAAUGGGAGAGUGGAAAAUGGGCCCUGUCCUUUGCCAUCUGGUGCCCUAUGCACAGGGCCUGGCAGUGCAGGUAUCCACCAUCACCUUGACAGUGAUUGCCCUGGACCGACAUCGAUGCAUUGUCUAUCACCUGGAGAGCAAGAUCUCUAAGAACAUCAGCUUUCUGAUCAUCGGCGUGGCCUGGGGCAUCAGUGCCUUACUAGCAAGCCCCCUGGCCAUCUUCCGGGAAUAUUCACUGAUUGAGAUCUUCCCAGAUUUUGAGAUCACAGCUUGUACUGAAAAGUGGCCCCAGGAGAAGCUAAACUACGGCACUGUCUACAGCAUUUCCUCCUUGUUAGUCCUGUAUCUGUUGCCUUUGUGCAUCAUCUCUGUUUCCUACAUUCGCAUCUGGAGUAAACUUAAGAAGCACGUGAGGCCUGGAGCUGCAAAGGAUCACCACCAUCAUCGAAGGCAGAAAACCACUAAAAUGCUGGUGUGUGUGGUGGUGGUGUUUGCAGUCAGCUGGUUACCCUUGCAUGCUUUCCAACUCACUGUUGACAUUAACAGUCACGUGUUAGAACUAAAAGAAUACAAACUCAUCUUCACAGUGUUCCACAUUAUUGCUAUGUGCUCCACCUUUGCCAACCCCCUGCUCUACGGCUGGAUGAACAGCAACUACAGGAAGGCUUUUCUCUCAGCCUUCCACUGUGAGCAGAGGUUGGACUCCAUUCACUCUGAGGUGUCUGAGACAUGCAAGGCUAAAAAGAACUUGACAGUCAAAAUGAAUAGUGACCCCAAUGACUCUUUCACCGAGGCUACAAAUGUGUAA
Elephantulus edwardii (Cape elephant shrew) is the source of this 1149-nucleotide messenger RNA. RefSeq names its product neuropeptide Y receptor Y2 (gene NPY2R). Gene Ontology annotation, biological process: G protein-coupled receptor signaling pathway. Lineage: Eukaryota; Metazoa; Chordata; Mammalia; Macroscelidea; Macroscelididae. Gene Ontology annotation, molecular function: neuropeptide Y receptor activity. Bases 1 to 1149 code for a protein of 382 amino acids. Gene Ontology annotation, cellular component: membrane. The transcript has a single exon. The record is from RefSeq and is a predicted model, not a curated record.